AUGGCUCCAGCGCUGCAAGACAACGGCUCCGACGUCGGGGUGCACCGUCUUCAACUUGCUUUGGACGGAUUCUCCGUGGCUUCCAAAUUGAACGAGCUUCAGACGCAUGAUGAAAAGGUCAGACGGCACCCUUGCUACCCCGUUGAGCUCUCGAUCUGGCAUCAAGUCAACUCAGAACUCGAGAGCCCCACAAAUAUACACCAGCGCUUCUGGUGGAGUCGACAUAGUGGGAAAGUACUUGCUGUCCUUCUACACUAUGCGAGACAUCCUCCAGAACUACAGUAUCGGGAUUUGAAAUUUUUCGCCGAGGUUGUGGCUCCUUAUCUCGGCGUCUCCCACGAGGCCGGGGUUGUGGGAGGGACAAGCCCCUGGCCAAGCUUUGUGACGGACGAUGGCACUCCUGUCGAGCUGAGCUGGGAUUGGGGCACGAGGGAUAGUCUGCCGACAAUACGAUACGCCAUCGAACCGAUUGGAUUGCGCGCGGGCACCUCGCUCGAUCCCCACAACCUAGCCGUCGGACCUGCCUUCCAGGACCAACUUGCGCGGUCCUUGCCGGAGAUGGGACUGGAACUGUUUCGACAUUUCAUUUCCUUCUUCAACGGCCACGUGAACCCAGAGAGGGGCGCUAAAGGGGACGACGGGGACCGUCCAUCCUCCAUCUUCUACGCAUUCGACCUAGCAGCCGAAAUCACGGCCAAGGUAUACUUCUUUCCAAAAAUGAGGGCAACAGCCUUUGGCCAGUCAAACCUGGAAGUCAUAAUGCAAGCAAUCCAUACAACCCCGGGUGUGUCAAACGAAGACCUGGAGGCCUUUGCAGUUUUCCGCGACUUUGCUUCCGAUCCAGUCAACAUAGGUCUGGAAUACGAAAUGCUAGCCACCGAUCUCAUCAGCCUGACAAAGUCGCGUUUCAAGAUCUAUCUUCGUUGCCGCGACACAAGUUUCAAUUCCGUCAUAAACAUAAUGACACUGGGAGGUCGAAUCAGGAGGUCGAAUCUAUAUUCCGGCCUGGUUGACAUCCACCAAUUGUGGAAGGGGCUCUUUGGAGCCAGGCCCCUGGACCAGCCUCUGGGUCAUAAGACCCAUCGCACAGCUGGGAUGAUUUACAAUGUCGAGUUCAGGCUAGGAGACACCGUCCCAGUGACCAAGAUCUACCUGCCUGUUCGGCAUUACUCUAGCAGCGACGCAGCAGUCAUCCAAGGCCUGAACGAUUACUUCCAAGAUCGCCAGAGAGGUAAAUACAUGCCUGAUUACGUCAAGGCCAUGAGCACACUCUCGUAA
Diaporthe citri is the source of this 1278-nucleotide messenger RNA. RefSeq lists its product as uncharacterized. Gene Ontology annotation, biological process: alkaloid metabolic process. The record is from RefSeq and is a predicted model, not a curated record. Gene Ontology annotation, molecular function: transferase activity, transferring alkyl or aryl (other than methyl) groups. Lineage: Eukaryota; Fungi; Ascomycota; Sordariomycetes; Diaporthales; Diaporthaceae. Bases 1 to 1278 code for a protein of 425 amino acids. The transcript has a single exon.